Trypanosoma cruzi is the source of this 3234-nucleotide messenger RNA. RefSeq lists its product as uncharacterized. NCBI's taxonomy places the organism in Eukaryota, Euglenozoa, Kinetoplastea, Trypanosomatida, Trypanosomatidae. The record is from RefSeq and is a predicted model, not a curated record. The transcript has a single exon. The coding region runs from base 1 to 3234 and encodes 1077 amino acids.
AUGGAGCCAACCACGAUCACCACGAAGGUGCCAACUACGAUCACAACAAUGGAGCCAACCACGAUCACCACGAAGGCGCCAACCACGACCACGACGACAACAAUGGCACCAACGACGAUCACCACGAAGGUGCCAACUACGAUCACAACAAUGGAGCCAACCACGAUCACCACGAAGGCGCCAACCACGAUCACAACAAUGGAGCCAACCACGAUCACCACGAAGGCGCCAACCACGAUCACAACAAUGGAGCCAACCACGAUCACCACGAAGGUGCCAACUACGAUCACAACAAUGGAGCCAACCACGAUCACCACGAAGGCGCCAACGACGAUCACAACAAUGGAGCCAACCACGAUCACCACGAAGGUACCAACUACGAUCACAACAAUGGAGCCAACCACGAUCACCACGAAGGCGCCAACCACGAUCACCACGAAGGCGCCAACCACGAUCACCACGAAGGUACCAACGACGAUCACCACGAAGACGCCAACUACGAUCACAACAAUGGCACCAACGACGACCACCACGAAGGUGCCAACCACGACCACGACGACAACAAUGGCACCAACGACGAUCACCACGAAGGUGCCAACCACGUCCACGACCACGACAACAAUGGCACCAACGACGAUCACCACGAAGGCGCCAACCACGUCCACGACCACGACAACAAUGGCACCAACGACGAUCACCACGAAGGCGCCAACCACGACCACGACGACAACAAUGGCACCAACGACGAUCACCACGAAGGUGCCAACUACGAUCACAACAAUGGAGCCAACCACGAUCACCACGAAGGCGCCAACCACGAUCACAACAAUGGAGCCAACCACGAUCACCACGAAGGCGCCAACCACGAUCACAACAAUGGAGCCAACCACGAUCACCACGAAGGUGCCAACUACGAUCACAACAAUGGAGCCAACCACGAUCACCACGAAGGCGCCAACCACGAUCACAACAAUGGAGCCAACCACGAUCACCACGAAGGUACCAACUACGAUCACAACAAUGGAGCCAACCACGAUCACCACGAAGGCGCCAACGACGAUCACAACAAUGGAGCCAACCACGAUCACCACGAAGGUACCAACUACGAUCACAACAAUGGAGCCAACCACGAUCACCACGAAGGCGCCAACCACGAUCACCACGAAGGCGCCAACCACGAUCACCACGAAGGUACCAACUACGAUCACAACAAUGGAGCCAACCACGAUCACCACGAAGGCGCCAACCAAGAUCACCACGAAGACGCCAACUACGAUCACAACAAUGGCACCAACGACGAUCACCACGAAGGCGCCGACCACGAUCACCACGAAGGCGCCAACCACGAUCACCACGAAGGCGCCAACCACGUCCACGACCACGACAACAAUGGCACCAACGACGAUCACCACGAAGGCGCCAACUACGAUCACAACAAUGGCACCAACGACGACCACCACGAAGGUGCCAACCACGAUCACCACGAAGGCGCCGACCACGAUCACAACAAUGGAGCCAACCACGAUCACCACGAAGGUACCAACUACGAUCACAACAAUGGAGCCAACCACGAUCACCACGAAGGUGCCAACUACGAUCACAACAAUGGAGCCAACCACGAUCACCACGAAGGUGCCAACCACGAUCACCACGAAGGCGCCGACCACGAUCACAACAAUGGAGCCAACCACGAUCACCACGAAGGUACCAACUACGAUCACAACAAUGGAGCCAACCACGAUCACCACGAAGGUGCCAACUACGAUCACAACAAUGGAGCCAACCACGAUCACCACGAAGGUACCAACGACGAUCACCACGAAGGCGCCAACCACGAUCACAACAAUGGCACCAACGACGACCACCACGAAGGUGCCAACCACGACCACGACGACAACAAUGGCACCAACGACGAUCACCACGAAGGUGCCAACGACGAUCACCACGAAGGCGCCGACCACGAUCACAACAAUGGAGCCAACCACGAUCACCACGAAGGCGCCAACCACGUCCACGACCACGACAACAAUGGCACCAACGACGAUCACCACGAAGGUGCCAACCACGUCCACGACCACGACAACAAUGGCACCAACGACGAUCACCACGAAGGUGCCAACCACGACCACGACGACAACAAUGGCACCAACGACGAUCACCACGAAGGCGCCAACCACGUCCACGACCACGACAACAAUGGCACCAACGACGAUCACCACGAAGGCGCCAACCACGACCACGACGACAACAAUGGCACCAACGACGAUCACCACGAAGGUGCCAACUACGAUCACAACAAUGGAGCCAACCACGAUCACCACGAAGGUACCAACUACGAUCACAACAAUGGAGCCAACCACGAUCACCACGAAGGCGCCAACGACGAUCACAACAAUGGAGCCAACCACGAUCACCACGAAGGUACCAACUACGAUCACAACAAUGGAGCCAACUACGAUCACCACGAAGGCGCCAACCACGACCACGACGACAACAAUGACACCAACGACGACCACCACGAAGGCGCCAACCACGUCCACGACCACGACAACAAUGGCACCAACGACGACCACCACGAAGGUGCCAACCACGACCACAACGACAACAAUGGCACCAACGACGACCACCACGAAGGUGCCAACCACGACGACGACGACAACAAUGGCACCAACGACGAUCACCACGAAGGCGCCAACCACGACCACGACGACAACAAUGGCACCAACGACGAUCACCACGAAGGUGCCAACCACGACCACGACGACAACAAUGACACCAACGACGACCACCACGAAGGUGCCAACCACGACCACGACGACAACAAUGGCACCAACGACGACCACCACGAAGGUGCCAACGACGAUCACCACGAAGGAGCCAACCACGAUCACAACAAUGGAGCCAACCACGAUCACCACGAAGGAGCCAACCACGAUCACAACAAUGGAGCCAACGACGAUCACCACGAAGGCGCCAACCACGACCACGACGACAACAAUGGCACCAACGACGAUCACCACGAAGGCGCCAACCACGUCCACGACCACGACAACAAUGGCACCAACGACGACCACCACGAAGGUGCCAACGACGACCACCACGAAGGUGCCAACCACGACUACGACGACAACAAUGACACCAACGACGACCACCACGAAGGCGCCAACCACGUCCACGACGACAACAAUGGCACCAUCGACGUCCACCACGAAGGCACCUCCAUAUGUUCAUUAA